Pelodiscus sinensis (Chinese soft-shelled turtle) is the source of this 1907-nucleotide messenger RNA. The record is from RefSeq and is a predicted model, not a curated record. NCBI's taxonomy places the organism in Eukaryota, Metazoa, Chordata, Testudines, Trionychidae.
GUGGCCAGUUACAAUCUGGUCUUGGUGAAGGUUCAUGCUGCAACUGGAUCUGCCCUGGCGCGUGGAGAUCCUCGUGCGUGACUGGCAAAGGGGGCUGCAUCAGAACUCACCUUUGAAUUCAAACCAAGAUUCUCAGGCAGUUUGGACCUGGCUUGAAGAGGGAGGCUGGGACAGGCAAACCCAGCUGGCUCGUGGCUCCAGCAAAGGGCUCCGCACAGCCAUGAGCUUUGGGACGGUGUCUGUGCUGAUCCCUGCUUUGCCCCUGGACGCGGACUCCCCUGGAGCGGAGGAGUGUCUGGAAGAGGAGGAGGAGGAGCUGGAGACGAGUUUGGAAGACCCGGAGAACGAAAGCGCUGGGAAGCCGGCGCCGGGCGGGCGCAGCUGCAUCCUGACCCGGCGGGGCAUCACGCUGCGGGUGCUGCUCAAGGACGGCCUGAUCGAGCCGGGGGAGGGUGUGCUGUCUAUCUACUACCUGGGGAAGAAGUUCUUAGGGGACCUGCUGCCCGACGGGAAGAUCACCUGGCAGGAGACGGGGCAGGUGUUCAAUUCGCCCAGCGCCUGGGCCACGUACUGCAAGAAGCUGGUGAACCCGGCGAAGAAAUCGGGCUGCGGCUGGGCCUCCGUCAGGUACAAAGGGCAGAAGCUGGACCAGUGCAAGGCCGCCUGGCUGAAGAAACACCAGCCCAAUGCGCCGGCGGCCGAGGAGAACUUGGUGAGCGAAGGGGAGGAGGAGGAAUUGGCCGAGGAGGAGGAGGAGGAGACCAGGGAAGGUAAAAUCACCAUCUCGGAGCCUGCGCUCGGCAAGAAACCGGAGGAGAAAAGCAGGAAGCAGCAAAGCAAGAGCCUGGCGGAGCCGCACGGCGCUGAGAAUGGGCCCCCCGGGAAGAGACCGGAGAGCAAGAACCGCACCCCCGUCCGCUACUGCACCCUGGGAAGCCGGGACGCCGCCAGGAACCCCCACACCUUGGUGGAGGUGACGUCCUUCGCCGCAGUCAACAAGUUCCAGCCUUUCAACGUGGCCAUCUCCAGCAACGUGCUGCUGCUGCUGGACUUUCACAGCCCCCUGACGAGGAGCGAGGUGGUCGGGUACCUGGGAGGCAGGUGGGACACCAGCAGCCAGGUGCUGACGGUGCUGCGCGCGUUCCCCUGCCGGACGCGCCUCGGAGACGCUGAAUCAGCAGUCACCGUGGAGGAGGAGAUCUGCCAGAGCCUCUUCCUGCGGGGGCUGGCGCUGGUGGGCUGGUACCACAGCCACCCCUUCAGCCACGCCCUGCCCUCGCUGCAGGACAUCGACGCCCAGAUGGAUUACCAGCUCAAGCUGCAGGGCAGCAACAACAGCUUCCAGCCCUGCCUGGCUCUCAUCUGCGGUAAGGGCGGGGCUGGGGAGCCAGGUAUGGAGUCCAAAAUCUCGCCCUUCUGGGUCAUGCCGCCUCCUGAGCAAAGGCCCAACGAUUACGGCAUCCCCAUGGAAGUGGAGGUCACCUACAUGCAGGACGGGUUUCUCACCAACGACGUCCUCCAGGAGAUGAUGCUGCUGGUUGAGUUUUACAAGGGGGCUCCAGACCUGGUGAAGUUUCAAGAUCUAUGGAGCCAGGAGCAGACCUACCUGGAUAAACUAAAGGGCUCCCUCGCCUCCAGGACGCCCAAAGAUCAGGGUUUUGCACAUGUUCUGGAACAGAUCUACAGCCUCCUCAAGCCCAGCAGCUGAGGCACGGCCAGAGCCUGAAUUACAUCCGCCUCAGACCCAAGGGCCUUUACACCAGUGGGGCCAAGCUCGGCAGCCCCCCGCUGGGGAAGACAACUUCCAGGCUGCGCCCAGCACAGAGGGGGCGGAUGCACCUGUGUUGGCAGGUCAGAUGGAGCGAGGAGCCUCCAGGGGCUGUUCUUCAGCCAUAAAAGGCCGGGGG